Messenger RNA from Pecten maximus, 1803 nucleotides. RefSeq names its product hemicentin-2-like. NCBI's taxonomy places the organism in Eukaryota, Metazoa, Mollusca, Bivalvia, Pectinida, Pectinidae. The record is from RefSeq and is a predicted model, not a curated record. Gene Ontology annotation, molecular function: cell adhesion molecule binding. The transcript is spliced from 8 exons. Gene Ontology annotation, cellular component: cell-cell junction. The coding region runs from base 82 to 1803 and encodes 573 amino acids. Gene Ontology annotation, biological process: cell-cell adhesion.
GGUAUUAUAUUUAUAGUUGUAUAUAGUAGUAUACCGACCAGGAAGUUUACAUACAACAUCGUAUACAGAUAUACGUCCAAAAUGUACAUACAGAAUCAACACGUAUCUGUAUCCAACAGUGAUAUAAAAAUCCACUGGAUCAUCUUACUACUAUUGGCAGUCUCAUCAUCGUCAGAUGCUGUAACCCUGUCUGGGUCACCUGAGUACGCUGUCCCUGGGACUAAGUUUACACUGACGUGUGAUGUACCAGAGGAGGCCAAUAGUGUCCAGUUUUACCGCCGUCCUAACGUCACUACUACAGUAGGUGUUAUACAAGUAGCUGGUGACCAAUGUUACAACAUCCAAGUCAGCCCCGCCGUCCCCUGUACAUCGGAUGUCUGUUCCUGUGUAACGUGUGGAGUAACCAUUGGUACAGUGUUCCGGUGGAUCAUACAGCCACAGACGGGAGACCAUGGAUCUGUGUGGUACUGUACACGUACCAACCUUAACCUACCUGACCAGACACUGGACAGUGAUGACUAUACACUCACUGUAGCAGAUGGACCUGGAGAUAGUACUGUAUUUGACCCGCCACAAAACAGUGUAGACAUUAUUGAGAAUCAGACCAUCUCAGAUGUCAGGUGUUCCGCCGACUGUAGACCAGCGUGUACCUACACCUGGUCUAGAUCAGGUACAGAUUACACAAACCCACUGAGUCUGUCUGUGGCCACGAGGACCAACGCCGGACAAUACACGUGUACAGCCAGAAACAUUGUCAGUCAGGGAACAAAGACUUGGAACCUUAUUGUCAGAUUCCCACCACGAAUUCUCAGUCUUGAUUACACUGACGGUAAUUCUGACGUGGCUGAAAAUGGACCCAAGUCGUUGAUGUGUUCGGUGGAGAGUUCCCCUCCGUCCACAAUACAGUGGUUCUAUAAAGCCAACAACACAGAUCUACUGACCACCCCAGACGUCCUGGAGAGUACCUACACCCUGACUAACGCUGACUGUCUGGACACCGGACUCUACACCUGUUCUAUCAGAAACAGUGUCUCUAACACAGCGGUCACCAGGGAUAUACCGAUCAACGUUCUGUGUGAACCACGUCGAGUCGUGAGAAAUGAAACUGACCAAAAGUAUAAUUUAGAAACAGGAAAUAUUUUAGUCAUGUAUGCCUUGUUCCUCUCGAAUCCGGAGCCAACUUUUUCUUGGUCCUUCCAAGCAUCACCGGACACAGUUGUUACACCUUUAGUCGACGGAACAGACAAUUUUGCUAUCCAUAACACCUUUGUGAUGAUGAAUCUGUCUGCCGUAUCGGUUGGGACACGUACAGAUAUACGGGAGGCCUGGUUCGGAGUCUACGGUGUAACGGCGACGAACAGUCAGGGCAGUAACACGUUCAGUUUUAUAGUGAAAGGAAAAAACAUGCCGAAACUGCCGAAGAGUUUAUCAGUUAGCUGUGGAAAUCCCCAUUCCGUCGAAGUGAUGUGGAACAAUGGUGGAAACACCGAGUACUUUCGUGUUUUAUACAGCACUGACAAUUCCCUACAGUCAGUUAUAGAUCCAGCGACGAUCUUCAAGCAGGUGGACGGAAAUGACGUGUACAGUGUAACUAUCGACAAACUAGGUGGGGGGCAGCUAUACUUCUUUAAGAUUGUAGCAUACAACUCACACGCUAACAUCACAUCACUUGAGUCUUCAGGAUGUAGAGUUCAGGAAGGAAAAGGGCGUUUGCCAUUUCGUUCAAGCAAAUGUCAGCAAUGCAAGAACCAGGGAUUCGAUCAAGUGCAAUUUUCAGGGCGAGGUAUUUUGAUAGAAUGGUAG